Messenger RNA from Cuscuta campestris, 1174 nucleotides. The record is from the annotation of a GenBank genome assembly. NCBI's taxonomy places the organism in Eukaryota, Viridiplantae, Streptophyta, Magnoliopsida, Solanales, Convolvulaceae.
CUUUACAAUUAUAUGAAAAAUCCACCAUAAUUUUUUUUCGGGUACCCAUUCGGUCUUUUGCAGGUGUUCAAACAAACAUGUACAGGAAUCUGCACCGUCCAUUACUUUUCUUGUUCUUCUCAUUUGUGAGCGGGUUCGUAUGUAGUGGAGGAGAAGAUGACACGCUUUACUCAACUAUCUACGUUGCCCAGUCGGGCCUUGCGGGCGCCCAUUUCACGACCAUCCAAUCCGCCAUUGAUUCAAUUCCUUCCCACAAUACCCGUUGGAUCCGGAUCUCUAUCAUGCCCGGCACCUACAAAGAAAAGGUGACAAUUCCUAUUGACAAACCAUACAUUUACCUCAAGGGAGAGGGGAUGCAAAGGCCUAGCAUUGUUUGGGGUGAUAGUGACUCAAUCGUUGCAAGCCCAACUUUCACAUCCCAUGCAGACAACAUCAAAGUUGAAUACCUUCAAUUUGUGAAUUCUUACAACUAUCCACCGGGUCGCGGGGCGGCAAACAUAAAACCUGCGGUGGCGGCGAUGAUCACCGGCGACAAAACGGCAUUCUACUGGUGUGGUUUCUCCGGCGUGCAAGACACAUUGUUAGAUGCGACGGGGAGACAUUAUUUCAAGCGUUGCACCAUCGAAGGAGCCACAGACUUCAUCUUUGGUGCCGGUCAGACUAUUUAUGAGGAGUGUACGAUAGUGGUGAAUGCGGGAUCAAUUGGAGGAGGAGGCAUCACAGGGUUCAUAACAGCACAAGGAAGGUCAGGUGAGCAGGACAGCAAUGCAUUUGUGUUUAAGAAUUGCGUUGUGACAGGGAAUGGCAGGGCUUACUUGGGAAGGGCAUGGAGAAGCUAUGCCAGGACUAUUUUUUUCAAUUCCUCUCUCCCCAACAUCAUUGUUCCUCAAGGUUGGGAUGCCUGGUACAGCAAAGGUUAUGAGUCUAGAUGCAGGGGCGGAGGAGAGGGGGGCAUGGCUGGGCAAGUGCCCCCGGCGAAAUUCCGGCGAAAUAGGAUUAGGGUAGCUAUCAGCGAUGGGAGGCCGGAUUUGCCACCCCCAGAUUUGUCCCAGCUUCAACUUCUAGUAUCUGCCUCUCUGGUCUAGCAGCCGCUCGAAGAAGAUGAACAAUCGCCGAAGAAGAAAAUAAACAAACGGCACCGUAGGGCAUCGUUUUAUAAAGGUUUUUAAAAAUU